CCCCGCCGCCCGCGCAUCCUCUCCCGCGGCGCAUCCGCCCGCCCUCCGGGUCCUGCUCCCCCCGUACUCGGGGCCGGUCCGCUGGCUCCGGCUGGAACGUUUCCCCGCUGGCUGCCCUCGGAGGGGUUUAGUCGGUAGCGGUACACCGAGGAGAGGCUCCGUCCCUCAGGCAUCCUGUCUCACCCUGCGGGGGAAGGGAGCUGGGUGGGGGCAAGCCAGGAAGGGAGGAUCUCAGUGGCUCUCCUAAAAUCUAUCAGCAGGCUGCGAGGAGGGAAGAGUUUGGCACUUCGCAGCGAGGCUGGGCUUGUUUUCCCUAGCGGUGAUGCCGCUGGACUGAGAGCGGCGCGGCCGCGCGAGUUAGGGGGACGGAGCCCCCCCCACCUCCUUCCAGCGCCCCCCAGACCCGGCGCAGCGCCUUCAGCCCCGGCGGCUCGUCCCUGCCGCCCCACUGUAUGAGCGCUGCUCCGAGGACAGGGCGGCUCGGCGCCUGCUAGGGCUGCUCCCCGCCGCCCCCCGGACUUCUCCACCACCGACGAGGAGCGGCGCGCACCCCGCACCCGGAGAGUUGUCUCGGCGGGCUCCGUGCUAUGGCGAGGCUGCGGAGAAGCAAACUAGCCGCCGGAUUUCUAUUACUUUUCCAGUGCCUGAGCGAGCGCUGCCAGCUCGCCGGCGGGGAGACGCCGAGGCAGAGCCGCGGUGUGUUUUAUGAAGUUGUUCAGAGCUUCCCUCGAGUGGAGGAAAAUGUGGAGGUGGAUUCAUUUGUAAGCAGCCACAGGUGGAGAAGGCACUCAGAGUCCCUCAAAUCCGUGGACACCAACAGAGCCAGCAUGGGGCAGGAUUCCUUGGAGCCAGGGGGUUUCACAGACCUGCUGCUUGAAGAAGGACAUGACAACACUACACAGAUUGAGGAAGAUACAGAUCAUAAUUAUUACACAUCAAGGACAUAUGGCCCCUAUGAUUCUACCAGCCGGGAUCUGUGGGUCAAUAUAGACCAAAUGGAGAAGGACAAAGUAAAGAUUCAUGGGAUUCUUUCCAAUACCCAUCGUCAAGCAGCAAGAGUGAAUCUGUCCUUUGAUUUUCCAUUUUACGGACAUUUUCUACGUGAAAUUACUGUGGCAACUGGGGGUUUCAUAUAUACUGGAGAAGUUGUGCAUCGAAUGCUAACAGCUACUCAAUAUAUUGCACCCCUAAUGGCAAAUUUUGACCCCAGUGUGUCAAGAAAUUCAACAGUCAGAUACUUUGACAAUGGCACAGCACUAGUUGUCCAGUGGGACCAUGUACAUCUGCAGGAUAAUUACAACCUGGGGAGUUUCACUUUUCAGGCCACCCUUCUCAAUGAUGGGCGUAUCAUUUUCGGCUACAAAGAAAUUCCUGUCGCUGUGACACAGAUAAGCUCAACCAACCACCCAGUGAAAGUGGGACUUUCAGAUGCAUUUGUGGUCGUGCACAGGAUCCAGCAAAUUCCCAAUGUCCGCAGAAGAACAAUUUAUGAAUACCACAGGGUGGAGCUACAGAUGUCAAAGAUUACCAAUCUCUCAGCUGUUGAAAUGAUACCCCUUCCAACUUGUCUCCAGUUUACCAGCUGUGGUCCCUGUGUCACUGCCCAGAUUGGUUUCAACUGCAGCUGGUGCAGUAAACUCCAAAGAUGCUCCAGUGGAUUUGAUCGUCACCGGCAAGAUUGGGUAGACAGUGGCUGCCCUGAAGAGUCAAAGGAUAAGAUUUGUGAGAAGAAUAUAGACACAACUGAAACACCUCUGUACUCCACCACCACCCUUCUGCCAACCACCACAAGGUUCAGAUUUUUAACAACCACCAGAGGAUCCACUACUUCCCACCUUCCAACCAGCCUGCCCACAGAAGAUGACACCAAGAUAGCACUGCACCUAAAAGAUAAUGGAGCUUCAACAGAUGACAGUGCGGCGGAGAAGAAAGGUGGAACACUUCAUGCUGGGUUAAUUGUCGGCAUCCUCGUCCUGGUCCUCGUUGUGGCUGCAGCCAUCCUCGUGACUGUCUACAUGUAUCAUCACCCAACGUCAGCAGCUAGUCUCUUCUUUAUAGAGCGACGUCCAAGCAGAUGGCCAGCAAUGAAAUUCAGAAGAGGAUCUGGACAUCCUGCCUAUGCUGAGGUGGAACCAGUGGGAGAAAAAGAAGGGUUCAUCGUAUCAGAGCAGUGCUAAAAUUUCUGGGACAGAACACCAGUACUGGCCUACAGGUGUAAGACAUUUAUUUUGCCUCUCUUUAAAGAAAAGGAGCCCUAAGCUGCUGUAGCCUGAUAGAAAGAAGAUUCUGGAUAUACUUUGUCCAAGAAGAAAAACUAUCUAAGAUACCAGAUUACUACUGCAUAGUAGUUUUUGUUAGUGGACUGAGACACAAUGGUUCAUGCAGAACACUUGUCAGUGGACACCUACAGUAUCAGAACCAUGGCACAAGUGCCAUGUUAUUUGCUUUAGGUGUGGGGAUGCACAGUAAUCAGAAAUAUAAUAAAGCUUUGGUGCGCAAGGGUGUUGCCCUUUGGUUCAAGUCUUCUUCUCUGUUAUUGCAAAGACUGAGGAAAAAACCUGUACCAUUUCAGUGCAAAGGGCAUUGAUCACAGUGUGAUUGAGAAAAGUAUCUUAAGACAGGUAAAGAAGAAGAAAAGGAAUUUUCCAACAUUUAUAUAAGCAGAUGUGAAAUACAAAUACACUUUUCAAAUCGACCUGCCAACCUGAGUGAGUCACAAUGUAAAUGCUUUCCAGGAAUAAUACAGUGUUUCUUGUACGUUGCUGAUUACUAAGCUGCUCAACAACUCAUGAUACACAGAUUGGUAAAAACUGAAGACAACAGAGAAUUUUCAUGAUGGUGGAAUUAUUUCAUGGAAGUUCACAAUGAUGUUUGGCUGAUUUUCGAUUUCAGUGUUCCCUAAAAAUUGAAUUAUCAGAUUUGUAUUAAGGUGUAUUUUUCAUUUCUCAGCAGUAGGUUGAAAUAAAAGCAACAGAUCCUUUUAGCUGCCAGAGAGCUUAUGGAGCAUUUCUUAGGCAACGGGGUAAGAAAAAUAAGAUUCAAAAUAAAUGGGUUUCUAUUCUUUGCCAUUUCAUUGUGAGUCCUUACUGAGAAGCACCAUAGACUUCAAUGCACCCCUUCCAGAGAUUCAGAUACAAGUGUUACUGAACCCUGCUGAUUCAUACAGUGGUUUUGUUUAAUGCACAUAGUAGUUGCAUAAAUAUAUAUAUAAAUAUAUUUUUUUUUAUAGCUAACACAAGGCGGGUUCUUGUGACUGUUAAGACUGCAUUUUUGUCAUCCAGACAAAGGAAAUGAAUUGCAUUACUGCAUAUUUCCACUGAGUUGUAAAAUAAUCCUUAAUAUUAGAAUAUUUUUAUGUUGUGUAGGGAAGGUGGUUCAUGUAGUUGCAGUCCAUAAACUUUCUGCCUAUUGGAACCAUUCUUUCUGUAAAAUUGACUCUUUCCCUCCCUGCACAGGGAAAGACAACACUAUAAAUUCACACCAUCAAAAACAGUUACUCCUUUCAGGGAAGGGGUUAAUAUACAUGAGCUUCCCUGAGGAGUAGAAAUCUAAAUGCUUUGAUGAUCUGGGCCUGAGGUAUUGAAAUAUAAAAUUCAGGUACUGCAUGUAUGUUUCAUAGCAGUCAUUUACUAUCAAUUUUUUUACAUACUGUUCAAGGCACUUGAAUGAUUUUUAAGUGAGGUAGACAACAUUUGUGAUUUUGGAUUUUGAGCCGUUUAAAAAAGUUGUAGAUGCCACCUUAAUAGUACAGUUACUUACAUUUCUUGAUGCUUGUGUGACCUAAAUUUGAUUACUUAAUGCUGUUAAAAAAAAAAAAAAAGCAAACAUUAUUUUUGUUAUUUUCUUCAGUAAAUACUACAAUACUGUAUUUUCUGUAUUCUUUUGUUUUGGGUAACACAUUUUUAUUUUCAUCUGGUUUGAAUCAUCUAGCAUGAGAUUGAAACUGUGCAAAAACUAACUGAUAUUAAUCUGAAGGUACUAACAAACGUAUUGUUUCAAAGCCUGGUUAAAAACCUGUUGCAAGUAGUCAUUUCCAUUUGUGUGGGUCUGCUGAGCCCUUUUUCUAAUAGGCUGGGUUUAAAUUGCAGGCUUUUAAUUCUGAUAGCAAUAACCAAAUGUAUGCACAUAUAUAUGGUGACACUCAUUUUUAUUAAAUAAAACGGUAUCAGUGCACAUCAUGUAGGAACGUAUUUGGUGUGCAAUAAUUAUCAUCAGUUAUUCUGGGAAUCUUGGAAGUCAUCAGCUGGGGUUCAUUCUAAAAGAAGCAAUUGUAGAGCUUCAGGAAUCCUGUUUGAAAUAAUUUUUAUUUCAGAGAACAUCUUUGCAAAUUAUAUUAGGAAUUUGCAAAAAUUUACAUUGUACUGUAAUAAGUUCAAAGGAUAUUUCAUAUAAGUAAAGAAGAUUUAUAUUAUUAUGGGUUUACAGGUCUGCUCUUCAUCUGAUUCACUCCUGUUUUUACCCAGGUAUGUAAUACAUGUCAUGCAAUGGAGCUGACAGAGUAUUUGUGAUUUGAUUAGACAAAUAUAUCAAAUAUAUCAAAUUUAUAUCAAAUAUAUCAAAUUUUAAAAUCUGAUGUUUUGAUUACUUUUGGUUUAAGGCCCCUUCACAGCUGAAGGAUGUUUGUUAGUAUUUGCAGACUAACUUACAUGUUAUACUACUUCAUAAAAUAAUAGCAACCAUUUUUUUCAUUUUUGUCCCCCUCAUGUACUUAGGUGGGAGAUUUCACUGGUCUGCAGGGAGCAUCAUAGAAUACUUCUUCAGGUUUUUGCCAUGAUGUUUUAUGCUGUGGAUUAUAACAUGAGGAGUUGCUGGGUUUAUUUAAUGAGAUUGAUGGGCAUAUGCUUAUGUCUGAUAAGAACUGCUACCUGAUGAGAAAACCUCCUGCAUACUAAUGGAUGUAUAGUGUCUCAUUGGUGUCUGCUUUGAUAUAAUCUGUGGUUUGUUCUAUUUAUCCCAGUAGGCAAAAGUUAAUUAAGUAAUCUGUUGCUGUUUUGUAAUUCCAUCUGGUUUUCUAAUUUUUUAAUAAUUAAAAUUGCCACAUUAAAAAUUAUACAAACAUUAA
Motacilla alba alba is the source of this 5062-nucleotide messenger RNA. It is a transcript of the gene PLXDC2, whose product is annotated as plexin domain containing 2. Lineage: Eukaryota; Metazoa; Chordata; Aves; Passeriformes; Motacillidae. The transcript is spliced from 14 exons. The record is from RefSeq and is a predicted model, not a curated record. Bases 588 to 2177 code for a protein of 529 amino acids.